AUGCACAAUCAAAUUGUUUGCCGAUCACCUGGAGUUAAAAAUACAUACCCAAAGGAAAAUCAGAUUGAUAACUCCAUUUUAUCGUUGAAAGAAACUUGCUUACUUGAAACAGAUGAAAACAAUACCGUUAAUACUAGCAUUCAUUCAUUCAUGAAGAAAAUGGAGGAUGACUUUGAAUGUUUGGCAAACGAGUUUAAAGAUCUAGAGAAAAGAAUAGAAAAAUUUGAACAAUUAAAUUGGAAAGAAUUAUUUCAUAAUUUUCGUAUAAAAAUUCAAGAAAAAACAGUGAAAAUGUGUAUAUCAUACAUAAUUCAAAAAUUGGAUCAAAAUAAUAUUAAAGAAUAACCGAUGGUAUAAUGAUUAAAUUGAACACAUAAGAAUGAUGUUAAUAUACUUUAAAGCCAAUAGUUAACAUGAUUGUAAGAGUUAUGUAAAUCUAGUGUAAAUACAUUGUUAUGUAUUGUACUGAA
This is a messenger RNA of Schistosoma margrebowiei, 470 nucleotides long. NCBI's taxonomy places the organism in Eukaryota, Metazoa, Platyhelminthes, Trematoda, Strigeidida, Schistosomatidae. The record is from the annotation of a GenBank genome assembly.